Molecule: messenger RNA, 1046 nt
Organism: Symphalangus syndactylus (siamang)
Lineage: Eukaryota; Metazoa; Chordata; Mammalia; Primates; Hylobatidae
Source: RefSeq, a predicted model, not a curated record
AUGGAUACGUGGAAGCAGGAUCUCGGGGUUAACCAAAGCCGAUUCCAAGGAAACACAGGUCCCCCCUACCCCUGCCACCCUCCACUUACCCCACCCACAGUUCUGCCUCGGACCCCGGCCAAUCCCCCAGAUCUCCCCCGGGACCCCCCACCCCGCAGCCCACCCACCCGAGCGCACAGCUCCUCACCUGAGGGGCCCAGUCGCGUCGGGCCUCCCGAGGGGGCUGCGAGUGUCAGUCGGCUCUCCGCACGUGUCCGCGGCCUCGCGGAGCAGUCCACCCCGGCUGGUUUCUGCUUCCACCUGCUGAUCUCGCAGAGCUUGAUUUUGACACAAAGCAAGAUAUUGAACAUUAACAACACCACAGAGGCCUACUUUGUGCUCCUGUCCCUGUUGUUACUUCCUCCAAAGUGUUGGAGGAGGGGCCUUGUGGAAGGUGAUUGAAUCAUGGGGAUGGACUUUCCUCUUGCUGCUCUUGUGAUGGAUUUCUCACAAGAUCUGGUUGUUUGAAAGUGUGUAGCACCUGCCACUUCACUCCCUCUCUCUCCUCCUGGCCAUGUGAAGACUGUGCCUGCUUCCUCUUUGCCUUCCACCAUGAUUGUAAAUUUCCUGAGGUCUCCCCAGGAGCAGAAGCCUAUACAGCCUGCAGAACUGCAAGCUAAUUAAAUCUCUUUUCUUUGUAAAUUACCCAGUCCCAGCACUGCAAGCUAUUUGGCAUACGAAGGUCUUGACCUGAGAAAACCAUCUUGGAUAACCGCAGCAAGGAAAAGGAAAAAUGCAACACCUAGGAGAUUUCAGUAAACAGUAGAAUCAUGCCAACCUAAUCUGUGUUAAAAUGCUUGGAAUGUGGGAGCCGCUGAUGAUGCCUGUUGUCUGUGUGUCUGACUGAAUCCUUUCUUUUCUCAGAGCAGCAAAGCAAAGCCUGGGAACAAGGCCAAAUGCCUGCCACUUACCUUAAAUUGAUCAGCCACUUUGAGAUUAAAACCCCUGAAAGCUGCCACACCGUGAAAACAAGGCCUCCUUCACAUUAAAGGCAAAUUGCGACUUUG